Hevea brasiliensis (rubber tree) is the source of this 2386-nucleotide messenger RNA. RefSeq names its product F-box protein At5g51380. Gene Ontology annotation, biological process: SCF-dependent proteasomal ubiquitin-dependent protein catabolic process. Gene Ontology annotation, molecular function: protein binding. The record is from RefSeq and is a predicted model, not a curated record. The transcript has 2 exons. NCBI's taxonomy places the organism in Eukaryota, Viridiplantae, Streptophyta, Magnoliopsida, Malpighiales, Euphorbiaceae. Gene Ontology annotation, cellular component: SCF ubiquitin ligase complex. The coding region runs from base 439 to 1938 and encodes 499 amino acids.
AACAAAAAGCGCCAUUCCCAAAAAUCUAUAUUCAUUAUACAAAAAUUGUUCAAAUUUAGGCCUCCCCGGUCACAUCCAUUCUAAUCCUCUAACCAGAGAGGAGAGAGAGAGAGAGAGAGAGAGUCCGUACUCCAUGGAAAUGGAAGGGUGAUACAAGAAAAUUUACAGAAAUAGAGAGGGUCAGAGGAGGGUAUUGAGGAAACAAAGAAUAACCAAGAGUAAACAUCCUGCAUGCUAUCAUCAGACAGAAAUGUAAUGCCCGUUAGUAGUAACAGCUCUGUGUGUGUGUGUGUGUGAGAGAGAGAGAGAGAGAGAAGAGAGAGAUUUAGCUGAGAAUAUGCUGUAGGAGAGAGAAACAGAGGAUGAAUAUCUGCUUUGUGGACUGGAAGCAGAGUUAAACCAGAGCUGCACCACCACCACCGUCUCCUCAAGAUCACGAUGUCGUUUUCAGCUGAGGAACCAACCGCAGACCCUAACUCACCAAUGAAGAAGACGCCACCAAGCUGGUCAGACCUCUGGCUCAAGAAUACCAAACCCUUAAAACAUGUUGUCUUCGCUAUGCAUCUCCAGUCUCUCUCUAGCCCCACUGCCACCAAAGACUCCAAAACCAAGAACCAAACACUAUUCUCCAAUUUCUCCAAAAUCGACCGUACACUUCUCUUAAGCGACGAGCUUCUCCUCAAAAUCCUGUCCAAACUACCCGAUUCGCAGAGAAACUCUAACUUUCUUGUUUGCAAGCGGUGGCUUAAUCUCCAAGGCCGCCUUGUGCGGUCCUUGAAGGUGUUAGAUUGGGAGUUUAUAGAGUCUGGUCGCUUAAUUGCAAGAUUCCCAAAUCUGACCCAUGUGGAUUUGAUCAAUGGUUGUAUUAUUACGCCUCAUGAUUCUAGUAUUUGGUUAAAUCACAGGUUCCUUUCGAUGCAUAUCAAUUCUGAGAUUUCCGGGUUUGUUCCAAAUUGGCGUAUUUGUGAGGAAAGUUUGUUGUCUGUUGAGGUAGUUGAUAGAGGGCUUAAAGCAUUGGCCAGUGCUUGCCCUAAUUUGCGCAAGCUUGUAGUGAUUGGUGCGAGUGAGUUAGGUUUGUUGAAUGUAGCUGAGGAAUGUCUAACUUUGCAAGAACUGGAGUUGCAUAAGUGCAAUGAUAAUGUCUUGCGUGGGAUUGCAGCAUGCGAGAAUUUGCAGAUCUUGAAACUUGUAGGAAAGGUGGAUGGCCUUUACAGCUCUUUGGUUUCGGAUAUUGGAUUAACCAUUUUGGCUCAAGGGUGCAAGAGAUUAGUGAAGCUUGAGCUCAGUGGAUGUGAGGGUAGCUUUGAUGGCAUUAAGGCAAUUGGACAGUGUUGCCAAAUGCUCGAGGAAUUAACACUUACUGAUCAUAGGAUGGAUGAUGGGUGGUUGGCUGCGCUUUCAUAUUGUGAGAAUUUGAAAACUUUGAGGUUUUUGUCAUGCAAGAAGAUUGAUCUUAGUUCAGGGCCAGAUGAUUAUUUGGGUUCCUGUCCUGCCCUGGAAAAGCUGCAUUUGCAGAAAUGUCGGUUCAGGAACAAAAAGAGUGUCAGAGAUUUGUUUAAGGUGUGUGAAGCUGUUAGGGAAAUUGUUGUUCAGGACUGCUGGGGACUGGACAAUGAUAUAUUUAGCUCGGCAAGUGUUUGCAGGAGGUUAAAGUUACUAUCUCUAGAAGGAUGCUCCUUGCUAACGACACAGGGACUGGAGUCUGUACUUGUCAACUGGAAUGAACUUCAACAUCUUAGAGUACAGUCCUGUAAGCACAUAAAGGAUUGUGAAGUCUCUGCUGCACUUUCAACCUUAUUCUCUGUUCUGAAAGAGUUGAAAUGGAGACCAGAUACCAAAUCCCUUCUUGUGUCCAGUCUUGUUGGGACCGGCAUGGGAAAGAAAGGCGGUAAAUUUUUCAAGAGGUCACAAGCCUUGAAGUUGUUGUCUGAUGAUUAACCUCUGCAAUUUGAGUAUGCCUGGAUGAUUCGCACUGCUGCUGCAAAUAUUGGACUCAUAUCAGUAUAAAUUUAGUUAUUCAUAUAGCCGGCUGGCAUAAAUCUUAUGGUAAUUUUUCUUGUUUUUGAUCUUCACUUACAUGGAGGAGCAAGCUUAAGCUUUGAUGGAUACUAGCUUGGUAAAGAAGAUCAUCCUCUGUGGACAUCAGGUGCUUGUCCAACCGGUAUCAAACUUGUGGAGGCAAAGAACAUGCCUUUUGACUUGUUGUAUCUGCUAAUCCUUCCUGUUUGUAAUUAGACGUAGAUAACAGAUCAGAUCAUUACGGCUGUCAAAAUAUAUAUCUGAUCAACAGCAGGUUGUAUCGUCGUCCUUUAGCUUGUUGAUUUCUAGCACGCAGAAUGUUAUUAUUUUUGCUGGGAAAGUUAUCAAAAUUAUCGGACGUUACGUA